CGCAUCGACACGCGGUGUUUCCCGCGUUCAGAGAAAAACGUCCAUCUUUAAUCGACGCGUCCGAUUCAGGACGCAUUUUUGCAUCGACAAGAAAAUAAACGAUUGUGAUUAUUGGAAGAUCGUUAGUGAUAGAUUUUAAUAUACAGCAAGUUUGAAGGAUGAUGAACUAGUUUCGGGGUGAUCGCGAUCGAUGAAGAAUUCUAAGUUAAAAAUUAGUGAAGUGUCGAGAUAAGAGGAGAGACUUUUGUGAAGAUUCUGAUACCGAUUCGACGAUUCAUAGGCAGCAGCUACGACUAUGGUGGUUCUGAGUCGCGUUGGGUCGCCGACGAUGUCAGCAACUGUUGCCGGCAACCAGCAACAGCAUCACCCUCAUCAAGAAUGGGACAUCAACGACUCGAACGUUCCAAGAGUGGUAGAAUACGAUCCUUGGUGCGAAUGGGCAGACGGUCACGUAAGAAGGGUCUAUGGACCGGAUUGCGAAGAAGCGAGGAGACACGCUUCGGGAUGGGCGAUGAGAAAUACGAAUAAUCACAACGUGAGCAUCCUCAAGAAAUCCUGCCUAGGUGUGCUAGUCUGUACUCAAGAAUGUGUACUACCCGGUGGUGGCAGAGUUCACCUUCGGCCAGCGAUAUGCGAUAAAGCGAGGAAAAAGCAGCAAGGAAAACCGUGCCCGAACAGACAAUGCACGGGUCGAUUGGAGAUACUUUCUUGCCGUGGGCAUUGCGGUUAUCCCGUGACGCAUUUCUGGCGACAUACGGAGCAUGCUAUAUUCUUUCAAGCCAAAGGACAACACGACCAUCCGCGACCGGAAGCGAAAUCUACGUCCGAAGCAAGGAGAAGCGUGGGUGCUGGCAGAAGGGUGCGUGGUUUAGCGGUGCUCCUCGCGAGCGAGGCUGCUUUAGGCACCAAAUUAAUGUCACUACGAGGGACGAAAAGACCGAAUUCGGAAGCAAUCGAACAACCGCCAAGGACGACGCAACCACCGCCGUUAAUACCUGACAAAGGAUACUCCUGCUCGUGUUCGCCAUUCGAAUGCACAUGCGGUAUGCAGUCAAGCGUCUCGACUUAUCAGCAGUCUCAUCAUCCUCAGACGAGCAUGUAUACCCAACAGACUCCGCUGAACGACACCCCCUACUGGCUCCAGGACACCGUGCCUCAAGAAAACACUCUGGGGUACAAUCUAGCCAAUCAGGUGCCCCAAGAAGCUACCUAUCCCGAUUUCCCACCGUUCACCGGCGAACUGCUCCAGCCGGAGGAAAUCUUUCAGCUGGAUCAACCGCUGAGACCGGAAUUCACGAUGAAUUCUCAGGAAGUGGCCAGAUCGCCGCCGACCCUGCUGGAUCUCGGAAGCGGUACCAUCAAAUAUGAGAUGAAGCAACACCAGGACCAUGGUUAUUGGAACCAGUUCCUCAACGAGGACUCCAGCAGUAGUCACUUGAGCAUUCCUCAAGAUGAGAGGCUCAAUUUUCCUGGUUUCGAGACGGACAAAGAUUCAAACGGGUUCUGCGCCAAACGAACGAACAUGAAUCACUUCGUCUCAGACAAAGAAAUAAAUCAUCCUUUGAGCAAUCAUCCGUUGAACUUCCAAGAUUAUCAACGGAACCAGAAUCAUAAGAGUUUCGUAGAGGGAACGGUGAAGAGCGAUCAUGAGGCGAAUUAUUGGGCACAGAGUCAACCGGACGAUCGGCUGAACUUCCCGGGUUUCGAUCCUCAGAAGGAAGACGAUCUCUUGAAUUCCAGGAGAGAGGUACACUGUUUUCCAAAAGAAAAUUGCCAGCCAGGAUUGAUGGACAGAGGAAAUUACGUCUACGGGAAGAAAGAAAACGGAAUGGUCGAUUCGGUUCCCGCUCGUCCUAGUCGCAGUCCAAUGGAGAACAAACAUUAUUCCUACGACGGAUAUAAUCAGUUGUUCGAACACUCGAACGCGAAGAGUCAUUUAACCAACCGAACGCCUCAUCAGAAUACUAAUCGCAUGAUCCUCGACGAGAGACUGCAAAAUAAUUACGGGCACGAGGUAAACCCGGACAGCGACAGACUAUUCCCGGACGCGAACGGCUUAGACACGUCGAUGCAGUCGCAGAAUAGUCCGGAACCUUUCUUCUACCCAAGCAACGAUCGCUGCCAUUACACUUGCGAGGUGUUAGACACGCGGAUCCCCCAGAUGACUGCUAAUACCGGAGCGUCGCAAACGGGGAUUAAUAACUACGAAGUGACUGAACUCGAUAUACCGUCGUUCGUUGAUUACACGCUCGUAGGCAUGCUCUGCUCGGCGGACGAGGACACGUCGAACUUACUGCCCGGUUGUCCUCAAAACGCGCAGAGCUACGUUCCUCAUCAUUAAAUCAUCACUGUCUGCGAUGAAUAUCUUUGUUUGUAUUAUAGUUAUGAAAUAUACGAUAGUUGCACCUUCGGACUCGUUGGAUAAUCGUCAACUUUUGUUUACCAGUCCUACCCUGUCGAGUAUCUUUCCUGUCGAUAUUAUUACUGUAUAUUAUAAGGGUGAUUGCGAUUCGAAGUG
Ceratina calcarata is the source of this 2518-nucleotide messenger RNA. RefSeq lists its product as uncharacterized. Gene Ontology annotation, biological process: gliogenesis; regulation of transcription by RNA polymerase II. The coding region runs from base 296 to 2341 and encodes 681 amino acids. Gene Ontology annotation, cellular component: nucleus. The transcript is spliced from 6 exons. The record is from RefSeq and is a predicted model, not a curated record. Gene Ontology annotation, molecular function: RNA polymerase II cis-regulatory region sequence-specific DNA binding; DNA-binding transcription activator activity, RNA polymerase II-specific. Lineage: Eukaryota; Metazoa; Arthropoda; Insecta; Hymenoptera; Apidae.